AUCCCUUUUUUAUCUUGCCUUUUUCGUCAAUUUUUUAUUCUAAAAGUAAACCAUCUCCAGUACGGCAGUCUAGUCGCAUAUCCUGGUCUAGUUUGUCCUCUGGAUCCCAGAUAUUAUUACUGACGGAGACGCUUUGGUUGAGUAGAACGAGAAGGAUUCCACAUUUUCUUGCAAUAGAUUUGCGUUGUACUUUUGCAAGGACCUGGUGGUUGCUAUUUUCGUGAGCUGGCUGCAGAAUAGUUCCGACCGUGGUGCUCCUGUGGACAAGAUGGCCAAGACAUACAAUAAAGAGAAUCUACCAUUCAUCCAGGAUGAAGAGAAGGAGUCGCGCUUUGGAUAUGUGUUCGGCGUGUCCGGGCCCGUCGUCAUCGCGGAGAAGAUGGCCGGUGCCGCUAUGUACGAGUUAGUGCGUGUGGGUCAUGAGGAACUGGUCGGGGAGAUCAUUCGUCUGGAGGGUGACAUGGCCACCAUUCAGGUGUACGAAGAGACAUCCGGUGUGACGGUGGGCGAUCCCGUGCUGCGAACGGGCAAGCCGCUCUCGGUGGAGCUCGGUCCGGGCAUCCUGGGCAACAUCUUCGACGGUAUCCAGCGGCCUCUGCAGGACAUUCAUGACCAUUCCCAGUCCAUCUACAUCCCCAAGGGUAUCAACGUCCCGGCAUUGAGCCGUGUGGCGCAGUGGAAUUUCGAUCCGAUUCCGCAGAUGCGCGUGGGCAGCCAUCUGACGGGCGGCGAUAUUUAUGGCUUUGUGCAGGAGAAUGUGUUCGUUAACCACAAGAUCAUGUUGCCGCCGCGGUCCAAGGGAAAAAUCACCUACAUCGCCCCGCCGGGCAGUUAUACGGUGGACGAUACCAUUCUGGAAACCGAAUUCGAUGGGGAAAAGCAGAAGUACACGCUGUGCCAAGUGUGGCCGGUGCGUCAAAUGCGGCCUGUCGUGGAGAAAUUGGCCGCCAACCAUCCUUUGUUGACUGGUCAGCGCGUACUGGAUGCGCUUUUCCCCUGUGUGCAGGGGGGUACAACUGCCAUCCCUGGCGCUUUUGGUUGUGGAAAAACCGUUAUUUCUCAGGCCUUGUCCAAGUUCUCCAAUAGUGACGUUAUCAUCUACGUUGGUUGUGGUGAACGUGGUAACGAAAUGUCGGAAGUAUUGCGAGAUUUCCCGGAGUUGACGGUGGAGAUAAACGGGAAAACAGAAUCCAUUAUGAAACGCACUAGCCUGGUAGCCAACACCAGUAACAUGCCUGUGGCCGCUCGUGAAGCCAGUAUCUAUACCGGUAUUACCCUCAGUGAGUACUUCCGUGACAUGGGCUACAACGUCUCUAUGAUGGCUGAUUCCACAUCGCGUUGGGCCGAAGCUCUCCGUGAAAUUUCCGGUCGUCUCGCUGAAAUGCCUGCCGACAGUGGUUAUCCGGCGUACCUCGGCGCUCGAUUAGCUUCCUUUUAUGAACGUGCUGGACGUGUUAGUUGCAUUGGCAACCCGGCACGUGAGGGCUCUGUUAGUAUUGUGGGUGCUGUCUCUCCUCCCGGAGGUGACUUCUCCGAUCCCGUAACAUCGGCUACUUUGGGUAUCGUGCAGGUGUUUUGGGGCUUGGAUAAGAAAUUAGCGCAGCGCAAGCACUUCCCUUCUGUGAACUGGUUGAUUAGCUACAGUAAAUACAUGCGCGCCUUGGAUGACUAUUAUGAGCGUAAUUUCCCGGAGUUUGUUCCUCUGCGAACGAAAUGCAAGGAAAUUCUCCAAGAAGAAGAAGAUCUGAGUGAAAUCGUGCAGCUUGUCGGUAAAGCAUCUCUCGCGGAAGCUGACAAAAUAACUUUGGAAGUUGCCAAACUGGUUAAAGAUGACUUUUUACAACAAAAUGGUUAUACCCCAUAUGAUCGGUAUUGUCCAUUCUAUAAAAGUGUCGGCAUGCUACGGAAUAUGAUGGCUUUCUAUGACUUGGCUAAACAUGCCGUAGAAUCGACCGCUCAGUCAGAUAACCGUAUAACCUGGGCAACUAUUCGUGAAGCCAUGUCAGACACAUUGUAUCAGUUGACCAGUAUGAAAUUCAAAGAUCCGGUGAAGGAUGGCGAAGCCAAAAUCAAAGCCGAUUUUGAAGAGCUUUACGAAAGAAUGCAGCAAGAAUUCCGUAAUCUGGAGGAUUAAACGUGUAAGAAAUCGUGCAGCUGGUUGACAGGACAUGUUUUCUGUAACCUCUGCUUGCAUAGACAAGUAAUAAUUUAAAACGUUUUUCUCGUAAGCAUGUUGUAUCGAGUUGUGCAGUUUUGGUAUCAGAUUGCUGUCGUUGUGAUAUAUCUAAUUUUGCAGUUUUGUCUGGGUUGAAUUAUAUACUGUAGACUGUAGGUAGACUUCUGCCGGAAAUUGGUGCACUUCUGAUUUUAGUUUAUUCCGUAACUAAUCAUUCCUUAUUUAAAGCGUGCUUGAUGGUAUAUGAGAUGAUACUCUCCGAGGCGGUGUUGUUUAACCGAUGUGUUCGAAGCGGUAGCUGCAUUAGAUUGUUUGACUGAUUUUAAAUUGUUUGAAAUUGAGUUUGAUAUAGAAUAGUAUUUUACUCUAUUGCUGCUAAUAAAAUCUAGUACU
Paramacrobiotus metropolitanus is the source of this 2569-nucleotide messenger RNA. RefSeq names its product V-type proton ATPase catalytic subunit A-like. Lineage: Eukaryota; Metazoa; Tardigrada; Eutardigrada; Parachela; Macrobiotidae. Gene Ontology annotation, cellular component: lysosomal membrane; proton-transporting V-type ATPase, V1 domain. The record is from RefSeq and is a predicted model, not a curated record. Gene Ontology annotation, molecular function: ATP hydrolysis activity; ATP binding; proton-transporting ATPase activity, rotational mechanism. Gene Ontology annotation, biological process: ATP metabolic process; proton transmembrane transport. The coding region runs from base 269 to 2134 and encodes 621 amino acids. The transcript is spliced from 5 exons.